AUGCAGAGUCCAGAAGUGGACAUUGACGAAUCUCAGAUCCCCGGCACGGUUCUGCUCGUUGACGUGGAGCACACCGCCGACGCUCUGCAUUCCCAGAGCAAAGACAACAUCAUCCUUAUUCCAACACCGUCGAAUGAUAUAAACGACCCUCUCAAUUGGUCGACAUGGCGAAAACGCAAGCAUCUCAUUUGCCUGAUAGCCUUCACGCUGUUUAAUGGCAUGACAUUAUCUGUCGUGUAUUCACUUCUUGUGCCUCUAUCAACAGCUUUAGAAGUCAGCGUGAGCGACCUCAAUGAAGGAACGGGUUACAUGUUCUUGCUAUGUGGCUGGGGCCUGCUUUUCUGGCAGCCCUUUGCUUUACAGUACGGAAAACGGUUGACAUAUCUACUCUCUAUGCUUGGUUGUAUAGCCGUCUCCGUCUGGAGCCCCUAUGCCAAAGGCCAAGGCCAAUGGAUCGCUCGAAACAUCGUCACAGGCUUUGUUUCCGCACCAAUCGAAGCUCUACCCGAAACGUCCAUCACAGACAUCUAUUUUGCCCACGAGCGAGGAACGUACAUGGGAUGGUAUGCGUGGAUUUUGGCCACGUCCAACUAUUUUGCGCCUGUCAUCUGCGGCUUCAUCAGUGACAGCAUGGGCUUUAAAUGGCCAUUUUACUUUAUGGCAAUUUUCGACGCCGCUUGUUUCAUCUUUCUCUUCUUCUUUCUGGAAGAGACAAACUACGAGCGCCAAACGGUAGGAGUCAUCUAUGCGGAAGACUCCCAAGAGGGCGUGGGUGAAAAGACGUCGCCAUCGGCUGCUGCGGCGGCCAGUAACAAGGACGAAGAGGCGACUUCUUCCUGGGCCAAUAAUGAUGGUGGUAGCAGCGGAAAUAUCGUCCUCCAGGGUGUCGAGAAAACUUAUUGGCAGAAGCUUUCGCUGCUUGACAAGUCGCGGCCAUUCACGAUGCACAAACGAGCAUGGCAGAUUCUCCGGUUGAUCGCCUGGCCAGUCGUCUUCUAUUCUGGCUUUUCAUACGGCACGUACCUCAUCUGGUUCAAUAUUCUGAAUGCGACUUCGUCCAUCGUACUUGGUGGUGCCCCGUACAACUUUCAGCCUAGCAUCGUCGGCUUGAGCUAUCUUGCCUGCAUAGUGGGCGUCAUUAUUGGAUCUGCAUACAGCGGAAUCAUCUCGGACUGGUUCGUCAUCAAGCUGGCGCGACGCAAUCGUGGAAUAUUCGAACCGGAGCAGCGUCUUUGGCUGUUCGCAUUGACCACGAUCUUGGUGCCGGCCUGCCAGAUCCUCUGGGGCGUGGGUGCUGCCCAUCACGUCCACUGGUUUGGACUCAUUGUCGCAAUGUGUUUUCUCGCAGCUUGCAACACAGCCGGAAUCACACUAUCAAUCGCAUACCUCGUUGAUUCGUAUCGAGAAAUAUCGGGAGACGGCCUAGCAUCAUGCAUUAUUAUUCGCAACACGAUGAGCUUUGCCAUUGGUUACGGCAUCACACCGUGGUUGGACGGCUUGGGGCUGCAAAACUGCUUCAUCAGCGUCGCGUUUGUUGCAUUGGCCAUCUGCGCAAUCUUUUUGCCCAUGAUCUUUUAUGGUAAAAGGCUUCGAGGUCUGAAGCGAGAGAGCUAUUGGAAAGAAGUGAAGCUUAGGCAGGAAUAG
Molecule: messenger RNA, 1644 nt
Organism: Trichoderma gamsii
Lineage: Eukaryota; Fungi; Ascomycota; Sordariomycetes; Hypocreales; Hypocreaceae
Product: serine/threonine kinase 16
Exons: 6
Coding region: 1-1644 (547 amino acids)
Biological process (GO): transmembrane transport
Molecular function (GO): transmembrane transporter activity
Source: RefSeq, a predicted model, not a curated record